AUGCUCAGUCGUCUGAAUCUUGUCGCGCGCCACGUCCCACGCCCACUCGGUCCCCGCCCAGUCCCCGCGCUUUCGACUCCGUCCCUGAUCCCAUGUCCCGGUCUGUCCACGAUGACAUCAGCGCACGCGAAACCCAUCCACACGGCCGCGUGCCUCAUAAUUGGUGACGAGGUGCUUGGUGGGAAGACCAUCGACACCAACUCGCCGUUUCUGGCCAAAUUCUGUUUCUCGCUCGGUAUCCAGCUGAAGCGUGUCGAGGUCAUCCCGGACGAUGAAGAGGACAUCAUUGAGGCGGUGCGCCGCAUGAGCGCGAGAUACGACUUUGUCGUGACCAGCGGCGGCAUUGGACCAACACACGACGACAUCACAUACCAAUCAAUCGCCAAAGCCUUCGGCCUAAAACUCAAACUACACCAAAAGGCCUUCGAGCGGAUGAAACUACUCUCACGCCCCCACCCCAUGCAACCCAACUUCGACUGGGAGACCCCGUCGCCCGGCCUUACGGCCAAGCUGCGCAUGGUCGAGCUCCCCUACGACGAAACCAUUCCGCUCGAGCAGCAGGCCGUCUUCGUCGCCGAGGACAUGUGGGUGCCGAUCUCCGUCGCCAACGGCAACGUGCACAUCCUGCCGGGCGUGCCGCGUCUCUUUGAGCGUCUGCUCGAGCACCUCAAGCCGCACUUGAUCCCACGGCUCACUGACCCGGAGGGUAAGGGCACAUUCCGUUUCUUGAUCAGCACCCCGCUGCCUGAGAGUGCUGUGGCGCCGUUCUUGACGGAGCUGGCGGCCAAGGCGGAGCCAUUAGGUGUUAAGGUUGGCAGCUAUCCGCGCUGGGGGAAGAAGCGGAAUACGGUGACUCUGGUUGGGGCUAAUAAGGCUUUUAUGGAGUCUUUGAUCCCGGAGGUCGAGGCUGGCGUGCAGGGGACGCUGGUUGCGCAUGAGGAUGAGCUGGAUCCGGCGUCGGACUCGGAGCAUGUCUAUAGCCAGUAG
Messenger RNA from Penicillium alfredii, 987 nucleotides. Its product is annotated as flavin adenine dinucleotide pyrophosphatase. NCBI's taxonomy places the organism in Eukaryota, Fungi, Ascomycota, Eurotiomycetes, Eurotiales, Aspergillaceae. The record is from RefSeq and is a predicted model, not a curated record. The coding region runs from base 1 to 987 and encodes 328 amino acids. The transcript is spliced from 3 exons.